Messenger RNA from Dictyostelium purpureum, 3189 nucleotides. RefSeq lists its product as uncharacterized. The record is from RefSeq and is a predicted model, not a curated record. The transcript has 2 exons. Gene Ontology annotation, cellular component: SWI/SNF complex. The annotation marks the transcript as partial. Lineage: Eukaryota; Evosea; Eumycetozoa; Dictyosteliales; Dictyosteliaceae. Gene Ontology annotation, molecular function: protein binding. Gene Ontology annotation, biological process: positive regulation of DNA-templated transcription.
CCAAUUUCACCACCACAAAGUUUACCACAAUAUCAAACUGGACAAAAUAAUCAACAAUACGACAAUAGUUUUAAUGUUCCAAGUCCAUCACAAGAUUCAUUACAACAACAACAUCACCAUCAACAACACCAUACCCACGGUCAUCAACAUCACCAUACCCACGGUCAUCAACAUCAUCAUACUCCACCAACUAAUAUUUUAAAUAUUCAUAGUAAUUCAUUCCAACAUCAAAUUCAACACCAACCAUUAUCCCCACAACAACCAUUAUCACCACAACAACAAAUUCCAAAUCAUUUUAUAGAUAACAAUAAUGGUAAUAAUUAUUUAGUACCAACUAUUAUUAACGGUGGUAUAAUUGAUUACCCAUCAUCACCACUUUCACAAAAUAAUGGAUCAUCAAUUCCAACAUCACCAUACACUCUCAACAUAGACGAUCAAAUUCUUUCAAGAAUGAACAGAUCUAAUGCUCAAUUCCAACAAAUGUAUAGUAAAAUUGAACCAAAUUUUGUCGACGAAGAUUUAAAGAGAAAUAAAAAGAAACCAACUAAAACAAGUUCAUCUCCAUUAUCAAAUAAAAAAGAUCCAUAUACUACCAAUUCAUCAGCCAAGGCCAAUUCAAAAUCAAAGGAAUUAACACAAAAAGAAAAGAGUUCUGAAAAAUGCAGAAGAGCAAUCGAGCUUCACAAAAAGUCUCCACCAUCAUUCUACAGCGAACCAAAGAUUGAAUUCCUUCCAAGAGAUUUAAUUCCAGAACCAAACUCUGUUACAAAUAACCACAUUAUCACACCACCAACUGUUAUAAAAUUAAAUUUACCAACUGGUGGCGUUUCUGAUUACUCCAAUUUUUGGGUCACUGCUCGUUUAACUGAAAAGGAUAAAUUCAAAAUCGAUUACACCAAAGAGAAUUUCGACUAUGACGGUUAUUGCACUUUUAAUAUUAAAAUUGAAAAGCCAAAGGGUAAUGAAAAAACUGAUUUCUUCAAGAUUAGAUACGAUCUAUUUACUGAGGAUGCCGAUGGUAAUCCAAAAUAUUUAACCAAUAUUAUUUCAAAUAACAUUCGUUACUGCUAUCAUACCAGUUCUUUACCAAAUCCAAAGAUCGAGUUUGUUUCACCACAUUUAGUCAAUCCACUUGCUAGAGUAUCAAAAUUAGAAUUAAAUUCAUCUUUCUUCAAACAUGGUGAUGCACAUCCACUUAUAAUUGUUUUUGUUGAUCAACAUGGUAACUGUGUUUAUGAAGAUAGACCAAACAAGAGCAGCUGGACCUCUGAAUGGUCAAUCAACAUUGAAACUCCAGCUUUAAUUGCCGGUAUUUAUAAAAUCUAUGCUGUUUAUUUAAAGAAGAACGAAGAUAUUACCCCUCAAUUAAUAAAGAAUUUAAAUGAUGAAGAUUCUUGUGAAAUUUUCUAUACUGAUAAUACCAUUAUCGACUCUACAUUAAUAAAUAAUUACAGUGGUGGUAAUAGUGGUGGUAACAAUAAUAAUAAUUCAAACAACAAUAGUGGUAAUCAUAACAAUAAUGGUGGUAGUGGUAAUAAUGGACCAAGUAAUAACAAUAACAAUAGUGGUGGUAAUAAUAGUAACAAUAGUAGUACUGGUGGUGGUGGUAGUGGUAGUGGAGGUAAUUUCUAUUACCAAUAUAGUGUAAAUAUUGCAGAUACUGUAAACAAUCAAUUCUAUAGAAUUUAUAAAGAAAUUUCAAAUUGUCCAAAUUCAGAUCUUUCAAAAUAUGAAACAUAUAGAAAUAUUACUAAUGAAUCAACUGGUGAUUCAUUAUUAAUGUACUCAAUUUUAUUAAAUGACAAACCAACCUUUAACAAAUUACUUUUAAUUAACACCAAAUUAAGUAUUAUGAAUAAAGCUCAUUUCAAUGCUUUACACUAUGCCGCCUAUGCUUCACCAAGUGAUAACAACGAAUUCUUUAGCAGACUUGUUUCUCACUUUGAAGAAAAGAAUGAAGAGGAAUUAAAAGAUGCUGUAUUCACACCAAAUCACUUUGGUAAAUACAUUGUACAUAUGUUGUCUGAAAUUAAAGGUAGCUCUAAUCUUUUAAUGAUUUUAAAUAAAUAUCCACAAAUGUUUGGUAAACAAGAUGCAAGAGGUUAUAUUCCACUCCACUACUCAAUUAUGCAUGCUGACGAAUCUGGUGUUUCUUCAUUGGUAGAUCUUUGGGAAAGACAUUCAAAGAGUGCUGGUAGCCCAUUAAAUCAAGAAGAAAGAGAAGAAUUAAUAUCUUCAAUCACCCUUCAAUCAUAUAAUUACGAAGCCAAUGCUCUCCAUUUAGCUUGUGCCAUUGGUAGCGUUAAGAUUGUCAAUCGUCUUUUAAAUAUCAGACAGUUCGACCUCUAUGAACAAGAUUCUGACGAAGAGUUCUGUAUCCAUAAAGCCAUUGCCAAUCAAAAAUAUGAUGUUAUUCGUUUACUCCAAUUCAUAGGCUUUGAUAUCAGUCUUGUCAUGGAUGAAAUGAAAGAUCUCUUAGCUGAUAUAGAAAUUAAUGAAGAUGAAAGAUCUUUUAUUGACCGUUGCCAAUUGGGUAGUAUUCCAAAAUCAUAUAGUGUCGUUGAUAUCGAAGUUGAUGCCGCCACAGCCAAUUUCGAAAAGGAUGAAAUUUCAAUUGAUAAUGAAGGUUUGGAUUUAACUAAUGAUUUAAUUAAUAAAUUAUUAACUUUAUCUCAUUCCGAUAACAACUCUUCAUCAAUUACCCCAUCAACAUCGUCAUCGUCGUCAUCUCGUAUACCACCAGUUUCAUCAUCAUCAUCAUCAUCAUCCUCUUCCCACUUACCAAAAUUAAUUUCCGAAGCUCAAACUUCUGGCAAUACUACAACUUAUACAUUUGGUUCCUCAAAUAAGAAAUUGGAUCAAAUCAUUGAUCAAUUAGCUCAAAAAAUUAGAAAUUUGGAAACUACCAAUAAAACUUUAGAAAUGAGAAUUAAUGAUCAAGAUAGACAAAGAGAUCCUUCUGACCCAACCGAUGAAACUUAUUUAGAUGCCAUUAAUCGUUUCGUUAAAUCUGGCAGUGUUUACCAACGUAUAGAUAGAAAGACUGGUAAAAUGGUUGAACUUUCAAGCGAAACCUUAAAUGCCUUUAAAGACAACUGUAAAUCACUCCCAUCAAGUGUAAUUGGUAAAAUUAUUUCUCAAACCGAAAAAGAUGGUAAAUUAAUUGUAGAUGUAGAUUUUUAUUUUGAA